This is a messenger RNA of Durusdinium trenchii, 885 nucleotides long. The record is from the annotation of a GenBank genome assembly. Lineage: Eukaryota; Dinophyceae; Suessiales; Symbiodiniaceae.
AUGAUGAUGGUGGUGCAACUCCCCUACAUGUGGCAGCAGAUGUCGGACGCCUCCCGGUGGUGCGCUUGCUUUUGGAAGCUGGAUCCUCUCAGGUUGAUGAGGUCACGAAAGCGCAAGGUGGUGCAAUACCUCUUGGAGGCAGGAGCUUCCAAGGAACGAGCCAGAACUGACAAUGGUGGCACUCCCUUGCAUAGCGCAGCUCUAAGUGGAUGCCAGGUGGUCGCCCAGAUUCUCUUAAACUUUGGGGCCGCUCGUGAUGCAGCUACACCUGAGGAUGGCGUGACUCCGUUGCACGUCGCUGCUUUGAAUGGCCAUGGGAAGGUGGUGCAGGUGUUGCUUGAUGCCAGGGCGUCUUGUGAUCAUGUCACGAUGGGAGUUGGAUCAACGCCUUUGCACUUGGCGACUCUAUAUAACCACGUGGAAGUGGUGCGUGUGUUGCUUGAGGCUCGAGCAUCGUGUGGUCAGGCGGUAACAGAGAAUGGUGCAACUCCUUUGCAUUUGGCCGCAAGGGGUGGUUUUUUGGCAGAGGUGCAAUUGCUGCUGGAUGCCAGAGCUUCUCCUCAUUCAGCAGCUACAGAUGACGGCUCAACAGCUUUGCACUAUGCCGCUCAGAGUGGACACCUGGACGUGGUGCGGAUGCUGCUGGAUGCUGGAGCCUCUUGUUUUGUGGCCAGGACUGAUAACAAUGCAACUCCUUUGCACGUUGCAGCCGCCAAAGGCUACCCAGAAGUUGUGCGCUUGCUGCUAGAUGCUGGAGCCUCAUGCAAUGAUGUUGCCGGAUUUGCCUUAACUCCUUUACAUUUAGCAGAGCAGAAUGGUCAUUCAGAAAUAGUUCUGAUGUUGCGAGAGGCCAGUGCUAAGCGAGCCCGGAUUGAGAAGCAUUGA